Messenger RNA from Caenorhabditis auriculariae, 3273 nucleotides. NCBI's taxonomy places the organism in Eukaryota, Metazoa, Nematoda, Chromadorea, Rhabditida, Rhabditidae. The record is from the annotation of a GenBank genome assembly.
AUGUCGGAUCUUUUUUCCGGCGUCGCCUCUUCUUUGAAAAGCGUGGCCAACAAUGUCGCUUCCAGUAUCAAUUCAUCUGAAGUUCGCAAAAUCGCCGAGAAAAUGUGAGUUCCAUUCAAAAAAAUUAUUAAUUUAAUGCAUGUUUUUUGCAGGCAGGAUGUGCUGAUGAACUACUCAGAGGAAGAAUUAACGGUCCGAGACGCGACCAAUGAGGAUCCCUGGGGACCCACUGGGCCGCAAAUGAAGAAAAUCAGCGAUUAUACCUUCAAGUAAAUUUUUUUUUCUUAUUUUUUGAAUCUAUAUGAUUUUUUUCAGUAGCGAUUCAUUCCAUCCGGCCGUAGGAAUGCUCUACAAACGCAUGUUUGAAGAAAAUAAGAACGCUUGGCGUCGAGUUUACAAGGUUAUUUUUAUUUUACUUCUGAAAUUUUGAAAAUAUCCUGUUUCAGAGUCUGAAACUUCUCAAUUAUCUCAUCCAGAAUGGAAGUGAACGCCUUCUUGUUUCAGCGAGGGAUCGAGUUUUUUUGAACUGAGGUAUCACUCGAACUUAAUUUUUUUAACGGUAUUUUUCUCUACAGAUCCUUGGAAAACUACAAAUUCAUUGACGAGAAGGGCCACGAUCAAGGCAUCAAUAGUAAGUUCUUGGAAUCUUUUUGAAACAAAAAAAUUUUUUUGGAUUCGUUUCAAUUUAAAUUACUAGGCAUUUUUGAUUCAAAAAAACUUAAUUUUUUUGGCUCCGAUUUUUCAGAGAAAAAAAGUUAAAAUUUUUGAUUUUUUUAAAAAUUAGUGCCUUAAAUCAUAUACUUUUAAGGCAACCAAGGAAACAAAAAAGAAAAACGUUUUGAUUCGAUCAUUUUAAUUUAUCGAUUUUCAGUCCGCCAUCGUGUGAAAAUCAUCAUCGAUUUGCUGACGGAUGACGACAAGUUGAGGGAAGAGCGACAAAAAGCCAAGGCGGAUAACAAAUCCCGUUAUCGUGGUUAUACUUCUGACGAUCUUCGAUCAGCCAACUUUGACAAUCAUUCUUCUUCUUCUGGAAGUAAGUUUCAUGCUUUUUUAUCAUUAAUAAUGUACUCAUGGCCUCCAGAGUGGUCCCUGUGAGGUUAUUAAAGUUUCCUCUCUAGAAGCCGCUAUAGCUCUUUUUUUUCCCUGACCCAUUUAGGCACUACUCUGACGUUUCUAAGUAAUACAACCAAAUUUUUCAGCAAUUUCCUCAGCCGGAAGGUCGCGAGAAGUUUCCAGCUUCCAGUUCCGAGACAGCAACCGCGAUUCUUCGCCUGAACUCGGAUUCGACACGGCUAAAAAAGAGGAAACGAAGAAGGUAAAGGUGUGAUGAGCAUAGUAAAGUUGUUCCAGCUUUUUCGGUGUUUUGAAAAAAAAUGUGAAAGUAAAAACAGGUCUCUCUAAAUGAAAGCCAAAAAUCGUAUUAUUCCGAUUUUAAACGGGAAAAUGUUUUAGAAGACUGAAAAUGAUGACGACGAGUUCGGAGACUUCAUCGCUGCCAGAACGACGAACACUCCGAAACGGCCGAGCCUCACUAAUAGUAAGCAUAAUUUGAAAGCUUCAAAAAAUAAUUAAUCUUUUUUUUAGCAACAAGCGCCUCUUUCAGCGCUUUGCCGCCCCCUCCGAAAACUGGUUCAUUGGCUCAUGUCCCUGCCCCGAAAGCUGCUCAAGGUUGAUUUUUUUGCGGUUCUAAAAUGUUUACUCUUCAAGUUUUCAGAAAAUUUUCUGAGAAGCUUCCAUAUUUUUGUAUUAAUUUUUUGCCAAUAUACUGAUUUUUCUCAGUUAGUUUGAGUUUCAAUUUGGAAGUUCUUGGCCCUCAGAUUUUUUUCUACAGAAUAAUAGUCCAAAAUGAAAGACUAACUAAAAAUUUAAAGUCGCUCAAUUUGAAAAUCAUGUGAAGAAAUGUAAAGUUAUCUAAAUAGACGAUAUUCUCGAUCAGCAAAAUUUUUUUCCAGCCUCUUCCGGCGGAUCAUUCUUCGAUGACCUUAUCUCCAUCGACACUUCCAAGCAGCAAACUUUCUCUCCAGCUCCCGCCAAUCUGGCCUCUCCUCCACAAGCAGAUAUCUUUGGAGUCACGGUGAACCGACCUGAUUUGACGCAAAAUUUCGAAAUCUCAUAUUUAUAGCCUCCCGCGUCUUCCAAACCUUCCGGCAACACCUUUGAUCCAUUCGCAAGUGCUGGAGGCAGCAAUUCGAAUGUCGAUCUUUUCGGCGGCAGUUCUGCGCCGAUAAAUCAAUCUUCUGUUUCUCCGGCGGCUCCCAUGCCCGAUAUGUUUAGUGGAUUCGCAGGACAGGCGAAUAAUUCAGCUUCUGCUGACCUUUUCGGAGACUUUGGAGCUGUAAGUUGUCUACCAAGAAAAGCUGUUUAGGAUGAACUUUUUCAGACUCCGACUCCUGCUCCAUUGCCUACUAACGACUUUUUCGGCAACACUUCGUCUUCCGCUAUUCCACCGGCCGCGUUUUCCGAUUUGUUUGGAUUGACUCAGGUAAAUCUUUGUGGAUUCCCAAUGAAAAAAUAAGAUUUUAGUUGACGCCCUCGUCUCAGAAAUCCGUCGGAAACGCUCAAAAUGGCAGCAACGCUGUUUCCGCGGUUAGUUUCGUUGCGAAUAAUUUUUGAUAACUUUUAUCAGAACCGAAAAGAUGGAUUUUUUUGUAAGAUUUAAAAAUUCAAUAAGUGCAGGAAAAAGCUUUCCAGUUUUUAAUAACUCCAAAGGACGCAUUGCAGACGUUAAAAAAAUACAAGUCUCACUAUUUAAAAAAACUGUUCUGGAAUUAAAAAAACUUUUUAUUGAGGUUAUAGAUGAAACCGAAAACCGUCUUAUGCUAAUAAAUUCAUUAUUCAGAUCAAAAAAACUUUGGAAGUUGCGUUUUUGUUUCUGUGAACUGAAACUUUAUGAACUUGUUAAAAAAACAGUCAUUAUAACUUUAGAAAGAUACACAAAUAUUGAAUUCCUUACGAGAAAGUUUUUGCAUCUUUUCUGACGGUACUGCAGAUCAGCCAGUAGAUUUUACAUGCUUGAAUUUCAUAUCAAUCUUAACAGAAACUUUAAAUUUUCGGCUCAAAAAAACUCAGUUUUAGAAAACACACAGUUUUUCUGUGAAAGCCAUGAAUAUUUCAAAAAAAUCAUGAUUUCAGAAGCAAGAGAAUAAGCCGGCUCCAAAAGUCGGCAACACCUGGGCCAACGCCGGCGGUUUGAUCGACUUUGACAAUUUGGCCAAUAAACCAACUAACACCAAAGCGGCGCCGUCGUUGAACCAAUUGCAAAACAAGUUUUAA